UCUUUUUAAGGCUGCUGCUCAGUUCCUUCUUUUUGGGUGCACAUGGAUAUUCGGCAUCUUGCACUUUCAGAGGGAAACCCUCGUGAUGUCAUAUGUUUUCACAAUACUGAACAGCUUUCAUGGAGUCUUUAUAUUUCUUCUUUACUGUGUUGCUAAUAAACUGGUCAUGGAUGAAUACAAGAUCUGGAUCCAAAGAUUCUUCAGAAUUAAAAAGAAAGAAAAGGCAUUAGAUACAACCACAACCACCACCACUGGCAUUUCAGCAACUCUAGCAUUGUCCUCACCAUCUACAACUGAAAACAUUUACAAUGUGAAAUGGGCAAAGGAAAAACCAGGAACCGAAAGCGAAAAUGAUGAAUAUGAAAACAGAAAACUGGUCAAUAACUGUAUAUAUGAAAGUAUCUGA
Messenger RNA from Protopterus annectens (West African lungfish), 406 nucleotides. RefSeq names its product adhesion G protein-coupled receptor E4-like. Lineage: Eukaryota; Metazoa; Chordata; Ceratodontiformes; Protopteridae. The transcript has 3 exons. The coding region runs from base 86 to 406 and encodes 106 amino acids. The record is from RefSeq and is a predicted model, not a curated record.